Molecule: messenger RNA, 735 nt
Organism: Rosa rugosa (rugosa rose)
Lineage: Eukaryota; Viridiplantae; Streptophyta; Magnoliopsida; Rosales; Rosaceae
Product: pentatricopeptide repeat-containing protein At1g08070, chloroplastic-like
Exons: 1
Coding region: 1-735 (244 amino acids)
Molecular function (GO): protein binding
Source: RefSeq, a predicted model, not a curated record
AUGGGUUUCUUGAAAAACUCACACCCUGAAAAGGGUCUCUCUGUUUUUACCAAAAUGAGAAGGAUUGGCGCUGACCCAAAUGCUCGAACUUUCACAGUUUUGGUUAAAGCUUGUGUUGGGGUGCCUUUGCUUGAUCAGAUAUAUGGUCAGAUAAUGAAGUUUGGACAUGGGUGUGAUGUUUAUGUUACUAGCUCAGUUAUUAGUGUGUACUGUAAAUUGAGAGCUGUGGAAUUUGCUCGUAGAGUGUUUGAUGAAAGUUUGGAUAGGAAUGUGGUGUGUUGGACUAGUCUUGUCAGUGGGUAUUGUGGCAAUGGGUUGGUUGACGAUGCCCGUGACUUGUUCGAUAAAAUGCCUGAGAGAAAUGAUGUGUCUUACAGUGCAAUGGUUUCGGGUUAUGUUCAGAAUGCUUGUUUCAACAGAGCUAUUGAUUUGUUUCGUGAUUUCAAGCGUCGUCGUGCGAAUGUGAGGUUGAAAGAGUCUCUUUUGGUUAGUGUUCUUAAUGCCUGUGCUUCUGUGGGUGCAUUCGAGGAAGGGAAGUGGAUUCAGAUGUAUUUGGAUGACCAUGGUUUUGAGUAUGGACUUGAGCUCGGUACGGCAGGAAUAGAUUUUUAUGCAAAAUGUGGAUUCAUUAAAGAUGCUAAAGAGAUAUUUGAUAAGAUGCCGCGUAAAGAUGUAACUACUUGGAGUGCUAUGAUCAUGGGAUAUGCUAUUAAUGGUGAAAAAUACAGGGCUUGA